Molecule: messenger RNA, 828 nt
Organism: Acanthosepion pharaonis
Lineage: Eukaryota; Metazoa; Mollusca; Cephalopoda; Sepiida; Sepiidae
Source: the annotation of a GenBank genome assembly
AUGAAACGAAACCAUCUACGCGAAGCUCUUCUCAAAUUGAAUCACUUUCUUCCUUUUUAUAAGAUACAUACCUUUCUUUUCUCUUAUCCGUUCCUUUUCUACUCUUUUUAUAUAUCCAACCAAACAACAUGUUUCUUUUUCCAUUUGAUAUUCCCUUAUCUUCGUCUUCUUUCUCGCUUUAAUUCUUUCUUUCUUUUUUUCUUCUUUUCUUUUCUCAUAUUAUUAUCCAUUCUUUUCUUGCGUUUCUCUCUAUAUUUAGAAGCUUUCUUUAUUAUUGCUUUCUUUCUUUUUACCAUUCAUUCUUUCUUUUGUCUUUCUUUGUUGAUUUCUUUCUUCUCCUUACUGGAUUUAUAUUCUAUUUCUUCACUCGAGAAUAUCGUUCACUUCUUCGUUCUUCAUUUUUUCUUCUUUCUUUUUUAUACUUUCCUUAAUAUCUGUCCUUGUCUUUGUGCGUUGCUAUCUUUUUUUUCCACUAGCAUUCAUUCACUCGCUCUUUUUUGUCUUUCUUUCUUUCUUUUUAUCACCCUUUCUUUUUUUUGUUUUGCUUUGUCUUUCUUUUUCCUUUUAAUUCUCCUUACUCAUACUGUCCAUAUUUUAUUUAUUCAAACAAGGACUUCCUCCUUCUCCUCUUCCCCCUAUUCCUUCAUUGUUAACAUCCUCGUGAUCUUAAACUUUCUUAUCUGCUGUUACUAUCUAUAUCCACUAAAUUUCUUUCUUUCUUUCUUAUCGAUUUUUUACUUUUUAUUAAUUCACAUAGGAACCUUCUUCUUCUUUUUCACUCACUUUAUCUCGUCAACUAAUGAUUUGUGUUCCUUUCAAACAAACUAA